AUGUGUUUAGAUGUUUUCGGAUGUUUAUGUGCUGUGGGCGAUGUUGAGAUUGUUGGAGGUGGUUGGAAAAAAAGAGAUAUCAGAGUUUUAACAAAUUAUUCGGUCACAUCAAAGAUUACUUUGUGGGGAAACUUGGGGGAGACGUUCAAUCCAGAUUUGUACAAUAAAGAUGAUGGUGAAGUUAGCUUCUCUACCACAAGUGCAAGUAAAAUUUACAUAAAUAUUCAAAUAGAUUAUGUAACAUCAUUAAUCGAAAGAUUUUCCACCAUCUCUAAUGGUGUGAAAACUAUUGCAAGUUCUAAUAUGAAUAAGACUACUCUUGAGGAAGAUAUGUUCGUGAACAGGAUGAUCAUUGAAGAACUAUUACAAGCUGAUUGGAGUGGUGAAUUGAAGGAAUAUAUUGUUACUCUGAGAGGCAAAAUUAUAGAAAUAGACAACUCAUUUGGAUGGUACAAAAUACAUAUAAAAGUCAUGGAAAAAACUGCAAACACUACUUUGGUCUUAUUUAAUGUUGUGGCUGAAAAGUUACUAGAUACAUCAGCGCACAAAUUGUUUAAUGAAUUGUCUUCAAAUAAUAAUGAUGUUCCUGCAGAGAUUCAAAACCUUUGUGGGAAAGAUUUUGUUUACAAGUUGAGGUUGAAUGACUAUAAUUUAAAAGAGGGACUUGAGAAUUUUACUGUAUCAAAGGAUCCUCAUAAUGCCAAUGAUUUAGAAGAUUUUGAUGGAGAUUAUCAAAAGAAAAAAAAGAGAAGAAACCAAAUGGUUGAUGGUCAUGAUGAAGUUGGUGGAAAUCUCCUCCAAUCACAUGGUACAACUACAAAUGAAAAUAAUAAAUCGUUACAAAAUGAUCAAAACAAUAAAAAAAAUAAAGGAAAACACAUACUUCAUACAGUUCAACAUGGACCAAUAAAAAGUGUGUGCUUCUCUUUCAAUGAAAACAUACAUGAGUCCACAUACUUCUCACUAGAUGGUGCAAGCUCAAAUAAUGCUCAUUAUACAACACCUUGGAAUUUUGGAAUCCCUUCAUACACAUGUCAAUAUUGUGGUGCCAUUUUAUGGUAUGAGGAACGGACAAAGAAAACACAAAAGGUCUCAGAUCCCAAAUUCACAUUUUGUUGUAUGGAAGGACGUGUGCAUAUACCAUUAUUGAAAGAAGCACCCCCUUUACUUAAAUUUCUCUUAGGACCAAACUCUGGACAAAAAGAGUUUAAAUUUCGAAAAAAUAUAAGAGCUUAUAACUCCAUGUUUGCAUUCACAUCAAUGGGUGGCCGAGUUGAUACGUCUAUCAAUCAAUCAGCAGGUCCUUAUAUUUUUCGGAUGAGUGGUCAGAAUUAUCAUCACAUUGGUUCUUUGUUGCCAGAAGUUGGGAAAAAACCACAGUUUGCUCAACUAUAUAUAUAUGAUACUGAAAAUGAUAUAGGAAACCAAAUGGAUACACUACUAAGACAUGGGAGGAAGACAGAGAUUGAACAUGAAAUCGUUCAUGAAUUAUCUCAAAUGUUGGAUCAGCAUAAUAAUUUGGUCAAAUCCUUUAGAAUGGCGAGGGAUAGAUUCAAAGCACAACCAGAAUCUACGUUUCGCUUACGCCUCCUAAGUAGCAGGACAACAGAUGGUCGUCAAUACAAUAUGCCAACAUCAUCUGAAGUAGCAGGCUUAAUAGUUGGUGAUUUUAGUGAAGCGAACUUCGAACGUGACGUUAUUGUGGAGCACCGAACUAAAGGAAUUCAGAGAAUCACAGAUCUGCAUCCAAGUUUCAUGUCUAUGACGUACCCAUUAAUACACCCUUAUGGUGAAGAUGAAUAUAGACUUGGCAUACCUUUGAGAGACGUAACUGAAAGCUCUUUUAAAAGGCAAAAGUUGACAAUGAGGCAACAUUAUUGCUUUUGGUUGCAACAAAGAUUAAAUGAGGGUCAUACUCUUCUUCGUUCUGGUAGACUACUGCAACAAUAUAUAGUUGAUUCUUACAUGGCAAUUGAAGAAGAAAGAUUUCGUUGGAUACGAAAUAACCAAAAUAAACUCAGAUCAGACCUUUUUUCUGGUUUAAUGGACGAUAUUCAUCAUAGUGAUUCAGAUUGCUCAAAAGUGGGGAAAUCAAUUAUUUUUCCUUCGUCACACACUGGGGGACCACGAUAUAGAGUACAAAAUUAUCAAGAUGCUAUGGCAAUUUGUAAAUGGGCAGGAUAUCCUGAUUUAUUUCUUACUUUCACUUGCAACCCAAAGUGGCAAGAAAUAAAUGAUAUGAUCCAUUUAAUAGGCCAAAAAGAUGAUAACAAUAGGGUCGAUAUCAUAUGCAGAGUAUUUGAGACAAAGCUAUUCCAACUAAUGCACGAUCUGAAAAAAGAACAACUGUUUGGAAAGAUAAUCUCAUGUAUAUACACAAUUGAGUUCCAAAAAAGAGGACUGCCUCAUGCACACAUACUACUUUUCUUGCAUUCAACAUUGAAAAAUCCUUCAGCAGACCAUAUUGAUAAUAUAAUAAGCGCGGAAAUCCCAGACUUAAAUGUUGAUCCUGAUGGUUAUAAUGCCGUCAAUAAAUUUAUGAUUCAUGGACCUUGUGGAAAACUUAAUUCAAACUCUCCAUGUAUGAUGCAAGAUAGGAAUUUGGUUGUCAAAUUUGAUGCACAUAUUAAUGUCGAGGUUUGCAAUUACUCUAGAUCAGUCAAAUACCUUUUCAAAUAUGUUCAUAAAGGGUCUGACAAAACUACUGCAACAAUGGAAUCUAUUGACACUGCCAAAGAAAUAGAUGAGAUAAAAACAUAUUUGGAUUGCAGAUAUAUCACGGCAACUGAAGCUUGCUGGAGAAUAUUCCAAUUUGACAUACAUUACAGACAGCCAACAAUUGAAAGAUUACCAUUCCAUUUACUUGGAGAGCACACAGUAAUAUUCAAAGAAAACAAAUGUGUUGAAAAUGUUGUUUGCAUGCCUGGAAUAGAAAAAACAAAGUUCACUCAAUGGUUGGAGGCAAACAAGAAUUAUGAUGAUGCACGGGAGCUAACUUAUUCAGAUUUCCCUAUAAGUUGGGUUUGGAAUUCAAAGGAGAAAACAUGGACUAGGAGAAAAAAUGGAUUGGCAAUUGGAAGAAUUUACUUCGCGCAUCCUUCGACUGGAGAACGCUUCUAUUUGAGAAUGUUGUUAAAUUUUGUCAAAGGGAGCACUUCUUAUGAAAGUAUUAGAACAAUAAAUGGGGUGACAUAUCCUAAUUUUAAAGGUGCAUGCUAUGCUUUGGGAUUGUUAGACGAUGAUAAAGAGUGGAUAGAUUGCUUGACUGAAGCUGCAAUAUGGGCAACUGGAAAAGAAUUAAGACAUCUUUUCGUCACGAUACUCAUUCACUAUCAGGUUUCUGAUGCAUCACAACUUUGGAAAUCUAAUUAUAUUGCAUUGUCAGAAGACAUAACUUCAUUGCAAAUGAAGAGAUUUAGAAUGAAUGAUCUCAAGUUAACUAAACAACAAGUUGAAGCAUACACAUUGUUCGAGAUUGAAAGUAUCAUGCUGAAAAUGGGAAAAAGUUUGAAAGAUAUAGAUGGAAUGCCCCUGCCUAAUCCAUCUUUGAUAAGAGACUCGGGAAAUAGAUUGGUUAAUGAAGAGCUUGAUUAUGACCGAGAUCAAUUAAAGAUAUUGCAUGAGAAAUCAUUUGCUGCUCUAAAUCCUUGCCAAAAAUCAGCUUAUAAAGCAAUAGUACAUUCAGUAGAGAAUGAACAAGCUUUGGAUAAGACCUUAAGAGAUAUUCUAAGAACAAGGUUUGAAAAUAGCUAUAACAAACCUUUUGGAGGACUUACAAUAGUGUGUGGUGGUGAUUUCCGACAAAUAUUACCAGUUGUCCCAAAAGGUACAAGAGCUGAUAUUGUUAAUGCUUCUCUUAACUCGUCAUAUUUGUGGCCAUUUUUCAAAAUAUAUGAGCUCAACCAAAAUAUGAGGCUAUAUAAUGGAAGCUUGACUGGUUUUGAGGCUGCUAAAAUAGCUUCUUUUGACAAAUGGAUGUUGCAGAUUUGA
Molecule: messenger RNA, 3990 nt
Organism: Humulus lupulus (European hop)
Lineage: Eukaryota; Viridiplantae; Streptophyta; Magnoliopsida; Rosales; Cannabaceae
Exons: 12
Coding region: 1-3990 (1329 amino acids)
Biological process (GO): DNA repair; telomere maintenance
Molecular function (GO): DNA helicase activity
Source: RefSeq, a predicted model, not a curated record